CGAACCGGGUCGGGCCUUCCCCGCGCCGAUCCCUCGCUCCGGGGCGCCGCUGGGUGGGCCGAGCGCCGGGGGCGCCGGGCGGGAGGGCCGGGCUGCGGAGAGGCCGCGCCCGGAGAGGGUGGGCCGUGCCCGCGCAGACGGCCCGGUGAGCCGCCGGUGCCCGGCGCUCGGGCAGCCGGGUCGGUGCCGAGCCCAGCUCGUCCCCUGAGCCAAUGUUUAAACACACUGGUGCUCCGGUCAUUAACCGCGGGGAUGUGUCAGUGGACAGAACACUGCUGUUUUGGUGACUUUUUUUUGUUGAGUGAAUGACACCAGCAUUUGUCGAAACUCUGCUUUGCUCUGUGUAGGUUUGUGGAAAACGUAGAUUUCCAAAAUGAAUAAAGAUGCGCAGAUGAGAGCAACCAUUAACCAAAAGCUAAUAGAAACAGGAGAACGAGAACGUCUUAAAGAGCUGCUGAGAGCCAAGUUAAUUGAAUGUGGCUGGAAGGAUCAGUUGAAGGCACAUUGCAAAGAUGUCAUUAAAGAAAAAGGAUUAGAGCAUGUUACUGUUGAUGAUUUGGUGGCAGAAAUCACUCCCAAAGGCAGAGCUUUGGUACCAGACAGCGUAAAGAAAGAACUCUUGCAAAGAAUAAGAACCUUCCUUGCUCAGCAUGCCAGUCUUUAAUUUUGAUGUUCAUCUGGGAUACAGUUUCCUGUAUUACAUCAAUCAUGUCAGGAUUGGAAUGCAGUUUACAUACUUAAGGAUGAAAAAAUCAAUAAAUUUUCUUUGCACUGCAUCAGUUUCUUAAACUUGGUGUUAUUUUAAUAAAAAAUUGUGUGGACUCGUGUUUCUAA
This is a messenger RNA of Pseudopodoces humilis (Tibetan ground-tit), 834 nucleotides long. Lineage: Eukaryota; Metazoa; Chordata; Aves; Passeriformes; Paridae. The record is from RefSeq and is a predicted model, not a curated record.